CCGUCCUACACAAGGUCGGAUAGCCCCCGGACCAAGACGCCUGACCCAAGUACACAUUUACCGGGGAGGGGAUGUUGAUGGAGGAGCCAGGGAGAGAAACAGAGAGUGAGCGAGAGAGAGAGAGAGCGAGAGAGAGAGUAGAAUAUCAUUUGUGCGUCCCUCUGUCUGUGCUGCAGAGAGAGGCUGCCAACACACGCCUGCAGGUGAGGGGACAGGUUGCUGCAUCCACUGAAGGAUCCAACCAACCCUUUCUAAAAACUCCCCCCACAUAAAGGAUUUACUAUUUUUAAUGUUUGCUGCUUUUAUUUUUUCGCACAAAGAUCGUUUAGUGGAGCUGCGUUGCACCAGGAAAGAGAACUAAUGUGCGCGUUGCUCUCCAAAGUGAUUUGCAGGACGAGAGCAGAAGAGACUCUCUUUCUUCCACAUUGGAGUGUGUAACUUGCGUGGGCACAUCACGGCAAAGAGGAUAUACUGGCAAAAACGGGGAAAGGAGGGCUUCUGCGGAGAGAGAAAACGUGAGUGACAAGAGACGAUGUGGACUUCUUGUACUUUCUGCUGGCGCUUUUUACGCGCAUGAAAAUUAUAUUGUGGUGCACUUUGAGAGAUUUUUUUUUUUUACAAGCAACACUGAGGCGUCAUUUAAAUUCAUAAGAGGAGAGAGAGAGUGGGGGGGACUUGCUGCCAUCCACUGCAGCAAGAGCGAUGUAGAAGUCUCACACUUGACGCUCCUCUCCUCCUGAAAGCAGCAUUUUAUUCCAGCAUUUUUUAAAUUUAUUGUUAUUAUUUUCAAAUUAUUGUUAGAUUUUUGUGGACACUUUCAGAAGGGAACAAUGAGGACUACUGGUGCAGUGGACUAUUUGUACUAUUGCAUGCUCAUUCUACAGUUCGUGCAUCAGCCCGCUGCCAAGCAAGUGCUCCGGUACCGUUUAGCAGAGGAGGGACCCCCGGACGUGAGGGUGGGCAACGUGGCCGCAGACCUGGGCAUCGUUGCCGGGUCCGGCGAGGUGACUUUCACGCUUGAGUCAGGCUCUGAUUUUUUCAAAAUAGACAACAUCACAGGUGAGCUCACCACCAACGAGAGACGGAUAGAUCGUGAAAAACUACAACAGUGCCAAAUGAUAUUUGAUGAGAACGAGUGCUUUAUAGAUUUUGAGGUAUCAGUGAUCGGCCCAGCCCAGAGCUGGGUUGAUCUCUUUGAGGGAAAAGUCAUCAUUCUAGAUAUAAAUGAUAACACUCCGUCUUUCCCUUCACCUGUCCUGACUCUAUCUGUGGAGGAAAACAGACCCAUUGGAACCCUUUAUUUGCUGCCCACAGCCACAGACAGAGAUUUUGGCAGGAAUGGAAUAGAGAGGUAUGAGCUCAUUCAGGACAACGGGGAGAACUCAAGGCGCUCCUCCGGGGAUUCAUACUCUGGGAAGAGGAGGUUUGAGGAGGGCGCAAGCAGGAGUAGUGUCUUUGAGCUGCAAGUUGCAGACACCACUGAUGGAGAGAAGCAGCCACAGCUCAUCAUCAAGGGGGCGCUUGAUCGGGAACAGAGAGACUCCUAUGAGCUCACAUUACGCGUGAGGGACGGAGGCGAUCCUCCACGGUCCUCGCAGGCCAUCCUGCGGGUGAUGAUCACUGAUGUGAAUGACAACAGUCCCCGGUUUGAGAAGAGCGUGUAUGAGGCAGACCUACUGGAGAACAGUUCCCCUGGCACCCCCAUCCUGCAGCUCAAGGCAGCCGACGCAGACGUGGGGGUAAAUGGUCAAAUAGAGUAUGUGUUCGGGGCAGCCACAGAGUCUGUGAGGAGGCUGCUGCGGUUGGACGAGAGCACGGGGUGGCUAAGUGUAUUGCACCGCAUAGACAGGGAAGAAGUGAGCCAACUGAGGUUCACAGUAAUGGCACGUGACCGAGGCCAACCUCCAAAAAUGGACAAGGCCACAGUGGUGCUCAACAUCAAGGAUGAGAACGACAACGUCCCCGCAAUUGAGAUACGUAAAAUUGGACGUAUUUUUCUGAAAGAUGGAGUUGCAAACGUGGCUGAGGAUGUAGUGGUGGACACGCCCAUCGCCCUGGUUCAGGUGUCAGAUCGCGACCAGGGCGAGAACGGCAUUGUGACCUGCACAGUGGUGGGCGACGUUCCCUUCCAGCUCAAGCCAGCGAGCGAGAUGGAGGGCGAGCAGAACAAAAAGAAAUAUUUCCUUCAUACAUCAGCACCGUUGGACUAUGAGGCCAUGCAGGAAUACAACGUGGUCAUCGUGGCUGUGGACUCAGGAAGCCCUAGUCUGGCCAGUAAUAACUCUCUGAUGGUCAAAGUGGGGGACACAAAUGACAACGCUCCCAUCUUUAACCUCAAUGUAGUAGAGGUGUCAUUCCCAGAGAACAAUGCUCCUGGUGAGAGGGUGACAACAGUGGCAGCCAUUGAUGCAGACAGUGCGAAGAACGCUGAAAUAUCCUAUUCCCUCGACUCCUCUGUAAAUGGGAUUUUCUCUAUUGAUGCAGACAGUGGAGACAUCCGAGUAAACACCAUCCUGGAUCGAGAGCAAACUGAGCGCUACGAAUUUAAAGUGAUAGCCAAAGAUAAGGGCAUAAACACCUUACAGGGUUCCGCAACAGUGGUCGUCCUUGUGGCAGACAAAAAUGACAACGAGCCAAAGUUCAUGCAAGAUGUGUUUACCUUCUAUGUCAAAGAGAACCUCGAGCCAAACAGCCCAGUAGGCAUGGUUACAGUCAUUGAUGUAGAUAAAGGCCAAAAUGCACAAAUGAGUCUUUUUAUUGAGGAGGAGGAAGACAUCUUUUCCAUUGAAAAUGACACUGGGACUAUUUUCUCAACAUUGUCCUUUGACAGGGAGCAGAAAACCACAUACACCUUCCGUGUGAAAGCAGUAGAUGGAGGUGACCCGCCCAGGUCAGCUACUGCCACCGUGUCACUGUUUGUUAUGGAUGAUAAUGACAAUGCACCGACUGUCACCUUCCCAAUAAACAGCUCCUACACUCUUCUCCCGCCCUCCAGCAACAUCAGAACAGUAGUGAGGACGGUUAUAGCCACCGACACAGACACUGGCAUCAACGCGGACCUCAACUACAGCAUUAUUGGUGGGAACCCCUUCAAGCUGUUUGAGAUUGAUGGGGGCACUGGUGUCAUUUCACUGGUGGGGAAGCUGGAGCAGAAGCACUAUGGACUGCACCGGCUAGUGGUCCAGGUGAAUGACAGUGGGCAGCCUUCCCAGAGCACUACAACGCUUGUUCAUGUCUAUGUUAAUGAGACUCUUUCCAAUUCCACUGUGGUCGAGGCGCAGGUGGCAAAGAGCCUGAGCACGUCUCUCAAUACAAACAUCGCCGGUGACCCCAAUUACGACCUCAGCAAACAGCGUCUGAGCAUUGUCAUUGGAGUCGUUUCAGGAAUCAUGACAGUCAUCCUCAUUAUCCUGGUGGUUGUCAUGGCCCGCUACUGUCGGCCCAAGAACAAGAAUGGCUAUGAGGCCGGCAAGAAGGACCACGAAGAUUUCUUCACGCCGCAGCAGCACGACAAGUCCAAGAAGCCCAAGAAAGACAAGAAGAAGCAGAAGUCCAAGCAGCCGCUCUACAGCAGCAUCGUUACAGUGGAGGCCUCUAAGCCCAAUGGUCAGCGCUACGAUGGCGUCAACGAGAAGCUGUCAGACAGCCCCGGCAUGGGCCGCUACCGCUCGGUCAAUGGAGGGCCUGGCAGCCCUGAUCUGGCUCGACACUACAAGUCCAGCUCACCGCUCCCCACCGUGCAGCUUCACCCGCAGUCCCCAACGGCUGGCAAAAAGCACCAGGCGGUUCAGGACCUGCCCCCAGCCAAUACAUUUGUUGGCACCGGAGAUAACAUUUCGCUGGGAUCGGACCACUGCUCCGACUACAGCAGUCAGACCAUCAACAAGUACAACAAACAGGCACGAGUUUGGCAUAGGGCCGCUUUGCGCCGACUCCAGGCACCGUCGCCGCCAUGCUUCCUGAUGACACCCAGAGCCAUGUCACAACAAGCUAACGUUAGCGCCAGCCUCGGGCUCGUUGCAACCUGACAGUAGCGGGCCACUGGUCAGAUGUGAUGCUGCCAGAGCGGUGACUGAUCCCCCAACGUGACACCUGUAUACCUGCCCUCAUGCCAAGAGUGUGGAAUCGGAGUUGAUGGCUGGCUGACAUGUAAGAUGACAUGACAAUGGCAAAGGCAUGACACACAUACUCGCAGACGACAGACGAGUGGCACUUGCACGCCUGGCUGCGUAAAGUGUGCGCUCGCCACGCCGGACGGGAGAAGAAACAGACAGAAAGAAUGUAUUCUGUGCUUAUAUUCAAAAUUCACCAGACCGUGAGUGGAAACACAACACAAAGAGUGUCAAACUUGAGGGCCUCGCCCAGACCCAUUUAGGCCAUCCACCCCCUCCCUCCACUAGCAUGCCUUACCAAACUAAUAAACACUUUGGUCUAAGCCUGUGGUGAUGUUCAAACGCAUCCCCUAAGAAUUGUAUCUUUGUUACACCAGUGACCCAAUCCGCCUCUUGAAGAUCAAUUAAAAGUUUAGCCCAGACUUUAAGAAAGUAACCGUGUGAUCUUUUUUUCCCUGUUUUUUCCCUUCCUCCUUGUCUCUCCGGCUGUGCGCAUGGGGUGCAUGCUAAUAGGAAAGUGGUAGCCAUGGCACUUUUCCAAAGACAUUCCAAACACAGUGGGAAAAGAAAAGACUUGAAGGGUGAUGAAGGAAUGAAAAAAAAAAUCCCGUCAUGUAUUUCCUUUUCAUUCAGAACUUUGGAAUCCUUCCUUCUUCUUCAAUACCCACUUCCCCUUUUGCCAUCCAAUGAGAGGACUAAAAGCAGCUCCCAAUAGAGAGCUUUUGUGCCUUGAGAUGCCAUUGUGGGUCAUAUUCUUCAACAUAAAGCCGAGGCACACAAGAGUCCAUGUUUUGGCUUUCCUGUGGGUCCUCUGCCAAACUAAUGCAAUAACGGUCCUGUAAAGAUUUAAGAGAGCCAAGCGGAACGUGUUCAACUGUUUAUUGCACUGGCAAAUCAUAAAAUAGCCACUUGAUAAAACAGAAGAGUGAAAUGACUCUCAGAGAAUAAAAAAGGGAAGGCUUACAAUAUGACUAACACGGGUGUUGCCCAUAAAGCUUUGUACCCAUGGCAUGAAUGAGCUCACAGUUCCUGGUCAUAACUUUAACAGGCUCCAGCAUUUGAUCCAUCACUCUAAUCUCGCUUUCUUUAAUCUUUGAGCACACUGAAAUGUGCUGUACAAAUAAAAUGUAUUAUUAAUCUAAGAAGAUUAGACUAUUUUAUGUAUGUUUUAGGCUGUGGGUGUCCUUGUUUGCCUGGUUGUGUAAAAAUACUUGAUAUAAUUUACUUUUCCAGGCUAAGAAGAGUCAGAAGUUUUUUUUUUUUUUUCUUUUCUUUGUUGAUUCUGAAGAUAACGUUGGGAAAUUCAGGCACUGAACUUGCAAAAGUUGUUUUUCUUUCUUUUCUCUUUUGGGGAGUCUUGGGUGUUCUUUGGAAACGUUAGCCUGGUUUCAUCUCUUCAUCCUGCCUUUCCUUAUGGGAGGAAUGUGUGUGCGGAGGAGGAGUAGAGCACGGAGAAGACAGGCAAGGAAGUGAGGACGAGCGCUGGAGCUUGACGGGGGCCAAAGCUAUCAGUCAGGCAAGAAGACGAUACCUUUGACUCUGUGGGUGUUUGUUUUGAGGAAGCUGCCCAAUUCAUUGCCAACAUUCCAGUUCCUUAUUGAAAUUCCCCCUGGUCACUCGCAAAGGCUGGACUCAGACCAUCCACAAUAGAGCACUUGUUUUUUUGACAGUAUCACUAUUGUCAUGCUUUGAAGUGCCGUGUAAUCAACAGAGAUGAACCGAAUAAGAACCAGAAUCCACCCUGAUCAGGUUGCCAUUGAUUACUCCCUCGGAUAUUCACCUUGAGGGCAUUUGUCUCAUCUAUCACUCCAGUGUGUCUGAUUGUUUGAAUUCAUACGAGUGGAAUUACAGCAGGCUUUAUCUGAGCUGUGCUAAGCAAGCAGUCACCAUUGGGAUAAAUGUUGAUACUUGACACUCUCUGCAUGUCUCAGGUAGCCUUUGCCUUGUUGGCCAUUAAAAAUGAAACAAGGCUUCUUAAUGUCAGACUUGCUUGCUGACUAGCACUUUUAUUAGUCAAGCCCGACUCGCUCCUCCAAUUCUUUGGCCUCCCCGACUGUUGAAAUGGCCUAUUAAUCACUCCUUCCAUGUUGUAUACCUUCCGUCUUUCUUGCUCGGCUGCAAAAGGAUAUUGCAGUUUUUUUUUGCUCCCCGAGCUCAGGGUCUGGGCCCGCAAUGUUUGCCCCCGUGGCUCCCGGAGCAUCUAGAGCAUAAAAACAUUAUAUUCCACAUCUUCACAUGAUAUAUCAAUGUGUUUUGACCGAAGUGUCACACUAAUGCCAAAAAACGCUUGAACCCUUUGUCGGCAUUGAAGAGCAAAAACAAAGAUAUCCCCAACCUGCUGACAGCAACCAAAUAUAUAGCUCAGUGGCGAAGGAAAUGAAAGUCCAAUCCAAGAGGUCACACAUUAUAAGACAUGAGAGGUAUGUUAUGUUUUUGUUGGCUCAACCUGCACUCGAGUCACAAAAGCCAUGUGUUUUUUCUUUCCCAGACAGGAAAUAGGCCAGGUUAAGCCACGCUGGAGUGCUUCGAAGAAAAACCUGUGGCUGUUUGCGUUGUUCGUCUUUUAGGAUGACGGCUUUGUUCAAUCACCCGUGGCUGUCACAGCUGGCUUUCAAUCACAGGCACACCCCCAAAAGAGUCUGCUGCUUUGCCCCCUAAGAGGGGUCCCAGCAUCUGGUAAAGAUAAAGCAAACUAGUGCUAACCUGUAAUGAAAGUCGUGCACUAAAAGCCUCCUCACUACCCUCGUGCAGAGCACAGCAUGGGGUUAAGCCAUGCAAUAUGUGUGGCUUUGUGAUGGUUUCGGCGUACAAACGGAGCAAUUUGAUGAGGUUUUGAUCUUUUUUUCAGCUUUAAAUUCAUUCUUGACAAAUCUUCCAUCAGAAAUUGUAAUCUCUUUGCGUUAGGGGCUAACACAAUUUAGGGGAUACCUCUUAAUAGAGGUCAACAAUAUUCUACUACAAACUAGAGCAGUGGUUAAGCAUAAAACACUUCUAAAACACCUUUACCAACUGGAUUUGUGUAUGUCGCGUUGAUUGGCAGGAGUGUGAACUUUAAGGGCAGGAAGUAGAAGGAGCACGGUGGGAGGGCAUGUGCUCGGUCAGCCUUUACAAAUGCACAGGGCCCGAAAAGAGCUUGUAUCUCUGCCAUUGCCAUUUUCACUGUAACACUGAUAGGCAGCUUAUUUUUAUAUUUAUCGGAUAGAAUUCCAUGCUUUGGUAUUGAUACUGUACACUGUCGAUGCCCCAUAAAAAAUAAAAAAAUAAAAAAAACAUGUCCAUUGUUGAUUUUGACUUGAAAAUAGAAAAGAAAAAGUUUGAGAAUGAAAGGAGCAAAGGUCGCUUUGCAGAUGGUGAAUGCUGCAAAUCUUGAUCCAAAGCCUGCGGGCAAUGAGCUCCAUAUCUGGCCUGCAAACAAAUUAGCUUUCCUCCCUCCAUAUUUCUUCUAUCAUAUUCCUCUGCUUACCCAUUGAAAGUGGAACGGGAAGUCAGAUGAAUAAAAUCUGCUUGUUGAUUCAAAUUUAAAACUUCCUUCCCAUCGACUAACUAAGGUUUCCCUUGACACACAUUUUCUGGGGUGCUUUUUUUUUUCUUUGCCAGGAAUUCAUAAGGCAACAUUUAUUACAUUUGCAUCAUUGGAUAACUAUUUCCUAGGCAGUGCAACACCUCACACCAGUAAGUGUUUGGGUGCAGAAACACACAACCAGCAAACAAACAAAAAACAAUAUUUAACAUUUCAACAUGGCCUCAAGUGUUAUUACACUCACAGAGCCGUUUUCCUUCUGGGUCCAUGAUUUUAAUUAUACAACAAAUGUUUGGCUAUUGGAGUGAAAUUUGCAUGAAUAUUUAUACCGAUUCAUUUGUUGAGUGUUGAUUGUAAUUACACGGAAACAUGAUUUAUUGCCAGGAUUGCAGUGUUAGCCAGCCAACCAGAGAACCGAGUGGAAGUAAAUAAAUAAAUGCAAAUUUCCACUCAAACAGAAGAAGAAAUACUUUUUUUUUUCCACUUUUCUCGGUGGUUUGGGUAAAUGUCAUUAUCGGCAAACAAACAAUCUUUUACGGUGCAAAGAUUCAGACUUGUUUGAGUGUUUCUUGGAGCAAAAACAAACAACUUUCCAUAGGCGGCCUGUCUUUCCAAAUCAACGUGUUGUCACUUUGCUUCCUCUUCACAACACUUCAUCCUGUCCACACCGAAACGUUUUCAAGUUGAAACGGUAAAGUGUUACAUAGUUUCAGCCCUCCAUCCACACAGCAUGCCCUGAAGCGGUAUUUUUUUAAAAACGGCUUCCAGAAUGGGACAGUCAUAUAACGGCGGCUUGUCGUUGCCAUGUAAACGAGCGAAUCACUGUGUUCUUAAAACGAUGACGUCACCACCCCGUCGCCAGAAGUGAGCAGUUGCGCACUGCUGCCGAAAAGCCAUCGUAAUAUUAUAAUUCUGAUAUUUUGUUUGUCUUAUACUCUAAUGUGACUCGCAGAAGUAAUUCCACUUCAUUGUGAAUCCAGACUAGCCGGAAAAGUGUAACAUGUGGGUGUGCUUUAUGUAUUACAUCACGGCAGGAAAUACAUGACUAAACCAAGCGAGACAGCAGGAGAACAACUAGACAGACACUGAGGGAGAAAUGAGUGAGUAAUGAGCUUUUAACAUAGUUCAUGGAGCAUAAUCAAAAGAAGAGAAUGUCAGGAAGAGGAUGAGGUCCGGCGAGGACCUAGCAACAGGAGCAAGCCCGCACUAUGUUUGUAUCUAAUUAAUGAAUUGCAUUAGCCACUUGUAAAGCCAUUUAUUAUGAUAAUGGCAACAGCCUUCUCCUUCGUUCUGUAGCUCACGUGUAAAUCUGUCUUUCACCGCCCUCCACCUUGCUGCCUGACGUUACUUUUGUGCAGCACUUUGACAGGGAUUGAGAGCUGCAGCGCAUGGAAGGGAAAAGAGAGUGAUACAGUGGAAAAAAGAGGCUUCUACUUUAAUGAAAUGCUCUUACUGCUUAACUCACUGACACUGCUCAAUAACGCCUUCGAUCAAGCUCCACGUAUUGACAGCGCGAGCCCGCAGCUCCUUUUGGCAAAGCCUCAGCUGGAUUGGAACGCUCUUACCGUUACCGCUGCACAACGUGCAUCGCCCGCUCACGCUCUCCGUCUUUCCCUCCUGACUAGUAUCUGUUCAUGCAUCUCCGAGAGUUAAAAGUUAUUAAACUUGUUUGCUACUGUGGGAGACAGCCUCAGUAAUUAUGCCCUUAAAGAUGCCAUAUUAUAAUAUUUUCCCCGAAUUUAAAUUUAAUUUAGGGCUGUAUUUUAAGUGUGUUGUCCAAAUCUAGACAGUUUAAAGGUGUUUUUAUUAAGCCAUAGUGGGAACAUGCUGUGCCGUGUGUCUGUAGCUUUAAUGCUAAUCAGCUGUUUUUGUCCACACCUGUCUCCAACAGAGCGUGUGUCUCCAAAAAGCACUAUUGUACACUUUAAUCACAUUUUACACUUGUCAAACAUAAUAGAUGCCAAAUAUCACAUGCAACAAUGUAACAUUUAAGGAAACGGCACAUUUUUGGGGAAUUUUGGCCAUCAACCACAAUCCUUAUGUAUGGCAUGAACACACAUGCCUUUCUCUCUUUUGUGUGUUUUUCUCUUGUGUGUGACAUAAAAACAGAUAUAAAGAGCCAUGAAUGCACGUAAUGGGACACACCUAUUCCGCCUACUGUAUAAAGCCUUCUGAAAAAAUUCCAAACGCUCCAUUUACUUGUAAAGUAAAGUACUUGUACUUGUACUCCAUUUAAUGUAACCUGCAUAUUAACCAAGCUACAGCGUCAUCAUCAUUAUUAUUAUUAAUAUUGUUAAGGACUACAUUACUGGCAUAUGUGGUACCUUGCCGCACCAAACUGGCUAGCUACUAUCCGGCUAACGACGAGCUGUGUUUUUGUUUUUGGGUUUGGAAAAGUUAACGCUAGGUGUAGCGUUUGUUUCGAUGUUGCCAUGUGAAAUAAACAUAAAACAGAAACACGUGUGUUCAUGUCUCACAUAAGGAUUGUGAGAAGGAUGGGCAAAAUUGCAAACAAAGUGCAGUUUGUCUUUAAGGAGUGGGACAGGAGGACACAGCACUAGCAUAACUAUGUGAGCUACGAAGCCAACAUUACAGUCACAUUUUGACAGCAACCUCAUGCUCGGUUAGCCUAUUUGCUGGAGAAAAGCACAGUGAUCUAACAUACAGCUCCCAUGUCUGUCGCUGACUGAAGGAUAGUUGCCAAAGGUCCAGGCUUUAUUUUAGGAUGUGUAGCAAAGCCUAUCUGGAACUGGAAAAGCAACCGUUUGAGCGCCUCUUUGUUCAAAAAUGGAGCAAACAAGUGAGGGAUAUGAUACAUGUUUCAGAAACAUGCUCUAGGGACACAUUACUGCAAGAACAUGAUUAAAAAGUCACUUUUGCAUAAAAGGGGACUUUUCAACACGAUCUAGCUCUUCCAACUACUUUGGAAUCCACGCAAAAAGCCACCCCCACCUGUCUGCUUUUCCUGACCUAAAUCCCUUCGCCUAAAAUUCUAAGGAUGGAGCUCCCUUCUAAACAAACAAUUAAGUAAGUUUCAAACUAAAAUCGUCCCUUUUAUAGUGACCCCCGGCCAUUU
Messenger RNA from Dunckerocampus dactyliophorus (ringed pipefish), 10708 nucleotides. It is a transcript of the gene pcdh7b, whose product is annotated as protocadherin 7b. Gene Ontology annotation, biological process: homophilic cell-cell adhesion. The record is from RefSeq and is a predicted model, not a curated record. NCBI's taxonomy places the organism in Eukaryota, Metazoa, Chordata, Actinopteri, Syngnathiformes, Syngnathidae. Gene Ontology annotation, cellular component: plasma membrane. The transcript has 2 exons. Gene Ontology annotation, molecular function: calcium ion binding. The coding region runs from base 831 to 4028 and encodes 1065 amino acids.